AUGAAGUCCAUGCUUCAAGCUCCCAGCAAACAUCCAUCUGCAAGACCAGUCGUCCAUUACGAAUCAACUUGCCAAAACCAACUGAAAGUUCCAAAGAUUCAACAAAAAAUGAUCAUGUCCAAACCAAUUUUCUACCGCGUCGCAAUCCUACGCAUUCACAUACGUGGCUUUCUUGGUGGCUGUUUAUUGGUUCUAGUCUCUGCAACACCUGAGGAUGUGUUCUUGAGUUUCAGAGGCAUAGAAACCCGGAAAGGUUUUGCGCGUCACCUCCACAACGCUCUGGAAGAGGCAGGCAUUCCCACUUUCUUUGAUGAGUUUGGGAUUCAGACGGGGGAAAGUAUUGACUCGGAAAUAGAAAGAGCAAUAAAUGAAUCGAAAAUAUCCAUAAUCUUGUUCUCUAAACUUUAUGCCACCUCAACAUACUGCCUCGAUGAGGUUGUAAUGAUUAUGGAACGUAGGAGAACUGCUAAGAAUCAUGUGGUGCCCAUUUUCUACAAGGUGAGUCCAUCUGAAGUCCAGCUGCAGACAGGGAACUAUGGCCUAGCGUUUGAUGAGCAUGAAAAGCAAUUCAAAAAUGAGAUCCAUAAAGUGGAGAAAUGGAGGGCAGCUCUAAGAAAAAUUACAGAUCUAAGAGGAGUGGUUUUGAAGGACGGGCAGUGCGAGGUAGAAUUUAUUGAAAAAAUAGUUGAAGAUACUCGAAAUGAACUGAGCUAUACUGUCCGAGUUGUUGAAAAUGACCUGAACGACACAGUUAGGAAUGCUGCUACCUAUUUUAUUUGGGAUAGAUUCUUUGUUAUCAAACUGAAGGUUUUCUUGCUAUUCAUUGUUCUAUUGUUGGUCUUUAUUUCCAUAGUUCCUCUGUUUGGAACAAAAAACUAUGCAUUCGUGAGUAUUGGAGGGACAGACACGGAAGAAUUUACUUCUGAUCUCCUCGAAGCUUUAAGUCAAUCUGGGAUUUACACUUACGGAGAUCAUACUAGAAUCAAGAGAAGCGUAAAUAGUUGGUUAAAAAUCAGAAUAUCAAUCUACAUUUCAAAAAUAUCAAUAGUAGUGUUUUCUAAGGACUACCCUUCUUCAAAAUGGAGCCUUGAUGAACUUGUAUUGAUCAUGGAACGUAGGAGAGCUGAUGAUGGGUACGUUGUGGUGCCAUUUUUUUAUGAUGUGGAUCCAUCAGAAGUUCAGAAGCAGAUAGGGGCAUACGGGGAUGUGUUUACUAGAUAUGAAAACAACUUCAAGGCAGGUAUAGUGAAGGAAUGGAGGGCAGCUCUUAAAGAAGCUGCAGACCAGGUUGGAGGACAGACUUUACAAAACAGGGAUGAUCAACAAUUUGCUCAAGAUAUUGCUCUGAUGAUUGGAAAUAUCCUGAAUCGAUUGCUUUCUUUCUUCAAGUGA
Messenger RNA from Dovyalis caffra, 1392 nucleotides. NCBI's taxonomy places the organism in Eukaryota, Viridiplantae, Streptophyta, Magnoliopsida, Malpighiales, Salicaceae. The record is from the annotation of a GenBank genome assembly.